Molecule: messenger RNA, 1096 nt
Organism: Saccostrea cuccullata (small rock oyster)
Lineage: Eukaryota; Metazoa; Mollusca; Bivalvia; Ostreida; Ostreidae
Exons: 5
Coding region: 100-819 (239 amino acids)
Biological process (GO): proton transmembrane transport
Cellular component (GO): membrane
Molecular function (GO): proton channel activity
Source: RefSeq, a predicted model, not a curated record
UUAUCUUGAAUACAUCUAAAACAAUCUCUAAGAUUCCGUGCAUUUCAAACUGUUAUCAGGUAUCAACAUACUCUGGUCCUGUAUUCAAAAUUGAAAGACAUGAGUACAUCAACGAUUUCGAGUGCAGUUGAUGCUAAUGAAAGUGCAAACGAAGAAAUUGAUGAAACAACGCCUCUUCUUGAAAAUGGAUCAAGAACUGUUGGUGACAGAGUUUCCAGCAUAGGAACGGAAAGGCUACAAAACAACAAAAGGCACGUGUGCUGUAUUUACAUCAGUGGAUUUCUUUCGUUUGCCAUUUUCUUUGCUUUAAUAUUUGGCUUACGUUUUGGACCUGAUUUAGAAAUGAGUCUUAAUCAGGAUACACACUACAGUUCUUUCUUCAUUGGAGAAUAUGCGGGAGGAUUCAAUGGUGUCUUAACAAUUACAAAUACAUAUGUUCAAACGAUAUACCUGAUUAUUUUACACGAUGGUCAACAUAAUGGAAAUGGUCAAGCGGGAAUCAAACUUAUGUUUUACCUUCUUUCUAUAAAUAAUCUGGGAUUUUGGAUGGUCGAUUCCUUGGCACAAGCGAGAUAUCCUCCAUUUACAUAUUCAUUAAAGUCUUUUUAUAACGAUACAUGGUGGAAGAUAUUCAACAAAAUUGUUUUUCCUUUUUUCAUAUUUUACCGUUUUAAAGCAGCUUUGUUUUUCUUUGAGUCGUGGUGUAGCAAAGAAGAGACUGAUCACUACAAUCGAGAACCUAUGAGACAGAUCGAAGAAACGUCUGUUGGUGAUAAUACAACAAGAACAAGACGCCAAAGCUUAUAUGAUCAAUGUUAACCACUUUCUACUCUUUAACAAUUGCAAAAAUGUUAUAAACCAUAUCAAGAAUUGUUAAAAAUGAAUUUUAAAAAGUACACUAGAUUGUUAAGGGAGCUUUGUCAGAAUUAGGUCGAUAGUUACAGAAUUUGGAAUCGUUUGAAUAACUGUAGCAAAUGUGUGACUGUUUUAUGAUAUCAUUAUUGUGAGCUAAUUUGAAGUUUUAAUUUUCAUUUAAUUCUUCUCUACAAUAUAGUAGUGUAUGAAUUUAUUUUUAAAAAUAUUUUUUUAAACUCAU